UGAGGACGUCAUUCAGCUGUUUUCUGUAUCCAAGCGAAGGUCAGUUGAGAAAGCAAGUUCUGUUUUUGUUUUUGUAUUUUUCGCGGGGAUUCAGAAGUCAGCGCGCUUUGCUCUCCUGUAAUCCCACAUUGCAUUGUGCACCGAAAUUUCUGAGUUUAAACUUAAGUACGGGCAUUUCUCGAUGUCGCCUAUAUAGGCAAUAAGAUAGUCCACUUUCAAAUUCUCAGCAAAAACUAUUUCUUCCUUUUCUCGGUUAGAUAUCAGUUUUUCCCUGUUCUCGUUCACUAAUAAUGAACUCGAAAUUUUCAAUACCGCACGAGGCUUUGCCGAGUGCGGUGUUGAAAUUUCUCGUUCAUUGUUAGUGAACUCGUGCAGGUAAAUCCCGAUAAUUCACUCGCUGAGUGCGUUAACCUGUAAGUAUACCACUCGAUAGCGUUACAUAACUAGUAUAUAUUCAUAUGAAAGAAACUUGGAAUAACUGCCUUUAACCUGUGACCUGUGACCUGCGUUUUGUACCUGCUAGGGGAAAUAGAUCGGAAUAGGGAUCGGAGGUCCCAGGACGAGGUUCCGGGGCGGCCGCUCCCUCUUCGUGAAAAGAUUACUGUAAUCAGUAUUUUCUUGGUGUGGAGCCUAGGAUAGGAAGGUCAUUAGAUUAGACUUAUUGUCUCACAGUUUCAUUCUCUUGUCAGUUUAGACUGUUUAGUUCCGGAACUCCUCCUCGGUUUUUUAGGAGUAAUGGAUUCUGUAACGACGGAAGGAGGUAAACUACCCUAUGAUGUCAGUGGUUCACGGCCUGACAGUAUUCCCAGGGUGGGUCCUAAUCGUCUCAGAUGCCGAAAUUCGACGUAAUCUCUAAAAAUAUCGACGGAUUUCCUAUUAUCUCUCUCGCUUAUCACGCUACCACGUCAGUCCUUCCGAUCUAGAGUUCAAAAACCUAACUACCCCUCCAUCAGUUGAGUUUCUGACCCUCUUCUAAGUUGGAUAGCAGGCUAGUCCAUCAGACGCAUGAUCAGUCCGCACUGAAUUCCCCGUUACUGAUCCAGUUGAAUGGUUUGAAUGUAAAAAAAAAAAACACAGCUGUGAGGUAAAGUAUCCUAAGUUGCUAACCACAUAGGAGGGGGACAGAGAUCUCUGUCUCAGAACUAACACCUUAUGCCACCACGACGAAACUUUGGCUACCAAACCCUGAUCUAGUCAAAAACAAAAGCCGCUGUUGUUGUGUUUUGGCCGGUUGUCGUCGUUUGCGCGCUAUGCUCUCCUGUGUUUCCACAUUACAUUGUCCUUCGAAACUUCUCACUGCCCCCGUUCCUUAUCCUGAUCUAUUUACCGAGCAUUCGUUCAGAUCUGCUCUCUUAGGUUACCUUGGCCUCCUACGCAGACUUUCUGCCCGUCACGCAAUCUUCCUUUCCCAGGAAGAUUGCGUGAUGAGCCCAGAGAACGUAUUAUUAAACUAAUUUUAAUCACCUAUUUAAACCUCUAACUUCAUACUGGUAGCGCGCGUUAUAGAAGUCCCAGUUUGAAGCACCCGUCUGCGUCAGCCUUUACGCCGAUGAACUUACAUUUCCUGCCCAGUCAAAAACUAUGACCUGUUCCAUUCUCUUUAGAAGACCGAAAAAAGGGAAUCUUCGACUUGGUAAUUAAUCUGUUUUACAAGUUAUUUUCCCGUACAGAGUGCCCAAGAAGAGAUCACGAGAUAAGCACAACUUGACACUUUGUGCGGGUUGCUAGCUAAACCUGUUGUAAGGUCUUGUAACUUCUGCGAAAAUCUUUCUGUCGUUCAAAACUGAUGUCCGCGUGGUAACUACCCUACCCUCCCCUCCCUUCUUAGCACUACUAAUACCUCCCCUGUUAUCCCCGUGUUGCAUUGUGUAUGGCGCGGUGAUUGCGCAAGUUUGGCGCAAGUUUUUAUUCCAGACAUUUCGGUCAGCGGUUAUCAAUAGAAAAACACGAGGAAACCAAGAUGGCGGAAGGAAGCACUGCCAAAAUAACACACAUAGUGGCGGACGCGGCUGCUUUUCUGAAGAAUGCACCGCUUCACGAACUGUGUGACAACGUGUACACGGUUGAAGAUGUCAUAAAUGAGAUCAGAGAUGCGGCAACUAAGCAGCGUUUGGCGGUAUUGCCUUACAGUAUUCACUUCAGAGAACCAACCACAGAGGCACUGCACGCUGUGUCAGAAUUUGCCAAACUGACAGGAGAUUUCAGAAGUCUUUCAGUUGUUGACUUGAGAGUUCUGGCUCUCACAUACCAGCUGGAAAAGGAACAUUGUGGAAUAGACCACAUUAAGACAAGACCCACCAAACAGGUUGAGUUCACUCAGGGAUUCACAGGAAAGCUAGUUCCUGGGUUCUUUGUAGAAAAAAAAUCAAACGUUGAAAGUGGACAAAGUGAACAUAACAAGGAAGAGGCGGAAAUUAGUAUUGUAGAGAGUGACAGAACAGACCACAAAGAAAUUGUAACAGAUCAGCAACACAACAACGAACCAAACACAAGUCAGGAAAAUAUAAUUGAUCUCUCAAGAACUGAAAUAAGCAGUAACACUACAAAUGACGAGAACAGUGAAUCAACAGCUGUGGAAAUUACAACUGGAAUGGAGACACUGACUACAAAUAAUACUACAUUAAAUGAUUCACGAGACAAUGAUGAGGGAUUUGAGGAAAAUGACGAGGAUGUUGAUAAUGAUGAUGAUUUGGACAGCAACAGUGAUGAUGAUGAUGAUGAUGGCUGGAUUACACCUGAUAACAUAAAGCACAUCAAGAGUCAGAUGGGGAAAGAAACUCUUGAUGCAGUCCCGGCUAAUGUAACUGUGGGUUGUCUUACAACUGACUUCGCAAUGCAGGUAGUAAUGCAAUUUCAGGGUGAUAUGAAUAAAUCUGUGUGUUAUUUUACAGUGUCAGAAUUUGCCAAACUGACAGGAGAUUUCAGAAGUCUUUCAGUUGUUGACUUGAGAGUUCUGGCUCUCACAUACCAGCUGGAAAAGGAACAUUGUGGAAUAGACCACAUUAAGACAAGACCCACCAAACAGGUUGAGUUCACUCAGGGAUUCACAGGAAAGCUAGUUCCUGGGUUCUUUGUAGAAAAAAAAUCAAACGUUGAAAGUGGACAAAGUGAACAUAACAAGGAAGAGGCGGAAAUUAGUAUUGUAGAGAGUGACAGAACAGACCACAAAGAAAUUGUAACAGAUCAGCAACACAACAACGAACCAAACACAAGUCAGGAAAAUAUAAUUGAUCUCUCAAGAACUGAAAUAAGCAGUAACACUACAAAUGACGAGAACAGUGAAUCAACAGCUGUGGAAAUUACAACUGGAAUGGAGACACUGACUACAAAUAAUACUACAUUAAAUGAUUCACGAGACAAUGAUGAGGGAUUUGAGGAAAAUGACGAGGAUGUUGAUAAUGAUGAUGAUUUGGACAGCAACAGUGAUGAUGAUGAUGAUGAUGGCUGGAUUACACCUGAUAACAUAAAGCACAUCAAGAGUCAGAUGGGGAAAGAAACUCUUGAUGCAGUCCCGGCUAAUGUAACUGUGGGUUGUCUUACAACUGACUUCGCAAUGCAGAAUGUGUUGAUCCAGAUGGGGUUCCAUGUGAUUUCAGUGGAUGGUAUGUUGAUUAGGGAGGCACGGAGCUAUGUGCUGAAGUGCUAUGCCUGUUUCAGAGUAACAAGCCAGCUAGGGAAGAAGUUUUGUCCAUCUUGUGGUAACAGCACUUUGGUGAGAUUAUCAGUAAGUGUUGAUGAGGAUGGUGUAACUCAUUACCAAGUGCCAAACAGAAAGAAACCAUUUAACAUCAGAGGAAAGAAGUUUCCUCUUCCUUUGCCUAAAGGCGGCCGUCACAGUGAGAACCCAGUACUCACUGAAGACCAGCCGCGCGGCCAGCAUCGUCUGCCUCGCAAGAAAGAUAACAUGAAUGUGUUUGAUCCCGAUUACAUCGCACGAACCUCGCCAUUCGCUGCUAAAGACGUGACUAGCCGAGCUUCCCAGCUUGGCUAUCACUUGAAAGGUGCACAGUACCAGAACAGAAGGAAUCCAAACGAGGUCAGGAAAAAAAGUUCGCGGAAAAAGAAAAAGUGAUUUGUUUGUCUUUCCCCUUUCUGUCGAGGAAACACGCGUCUGUAGGUACACUGAGAUACCAGUCUAGCAAGCACAGGAAUCUCACGCAGGCCCAAGAUAAGCGAAAGGAUGGAAUUGUCACGAAUUAUAUUUCGAACAAUAAUAUACGCACACUUGAAUACGAAAUAAAGGUGUUUGAGACGAAAAGUA
This is a messenger RNA of Orbicella faveolata, 4261 nucleotides long. Its product is annotated as RNA-binding protein NOB1-like. Gene Ontology annotation, biological process: ribosomal small subunit biogenesis; maturation of SSU-rRNA. Gene Ontology annotation, cellular component: preribosome, small subunit precursor. The record is from RefSeq and is a predicted model, not a curated record. Gene Ontology annotation, molecular function: RNA endonuclease activity. Lineage: Eukaryota; Metazoa; Cnidaria; Anthozoa; Scleractinia; Merulinidae.